Ophidiomyces ophidiicola is the source of this 939-nucleotide messenger RNA. RefSeq lists its product as uncharacterized. The record is from RefSeq and is a predicted model, not a curated record. Gene Ontology annotation, biological process: carbohydrate metabolic process. Gene Ontology annotation, molecular function: chitinase activity. Lineage: Eukaryota; Fungi; Ascomycota; Eurotiomycetes; Onygenales; Onygenaceae. Gene Ontology annotation, cellular component: extracellular region. The coding region runs from base 1 to 939 and encodes 312 amino acids. The transcript has a single exon.
AUGCCUCCCAUACCAGAACGCUGCCCUGAACCGCUCACAAACCCCCGCGUGGUCUGCUACUUUCAAACGUAUUACCCCAGCAACGGAUCGCUUUAUGUUUCCCUUCUGCCGCUUUUGACGAAUAACUGCGUUGUCUCGCACAUCAUUCUGGCCGCAAUCCACAUAAAUGACGAACCGGGCCAUAUCACACUCAAUGAUCAUUUCCCAGAUGAUACCAGGUAUGUGCCAUUGUGGGCCGAGAUGCGAGUCAUGCAGUCCAGCGGCGUGAAGGUGAUGGGAAUGUUGGGCGGCGCGGCUCCGGGGAGCUAUGUGAAACUUGAUGGCAGUGCGGCCGACUUUGAGGCGUACUAUCGCCCGCUGCGUGAUCUAAUUCAAGCCCGUAAAUUUGACGGGCUGGAUCUUGACGUAGAGGAGGAAAUGUCUCUGAAUGGGAUCAUCAGGUUAAUUGAUCGUCUCAAACUUGAUUUUGGCGAUGAUUUUAUUAUUACUUUGGCUCCUGUUGCAACUGCUCUUGUGCCCGGAAUGAAGCAUCUCUCUGGAUUCGACUACCGAGAACUGGAGAUCGCUCGAGGAUCCAAGAUAUCAUGGUAUAACGUUCAAUUCUACAAUGGCUGGGGUCAUAUGGUACAUCCAAUCGUUUAUGACACGAUAAUACAUCAUGGCUGGAAGCCAGAAAGGGUUAUUAUAGGCCUCUUGACCAACCCAACGAAUGGUUCCAAGGGCUACGUUCCAGUUGAAACUUUGAGUGCUGUCUUGACGGAGGUGAUAAGGAGAUAUCCUACUUUCGGCGGUGUAUCAGGAUGGGAGUACUUCAACGCGAUGCCGGGAGAAACCAAAACACCAUGGCAGUGGGCGGCAUCGAUGUCCAUGAUAAUGGGGAUGGGGAAGCUUCUUGAGGCUGCGGUGGCCCUGCAAUAUCCAAGCUCAGCUUUACGCUGA